GUUAUAAGUACUCUAAUCGUUAUAACUAAAAAAGAACGCGCCAUUAUGAAUUUUGACGAAAUUGAAGAACAAGAUGGUGUUCGAUUCUCUUGGAAUGCAUGGCCAUCAUCCCGUAUUGAAGCCAACAAAGCCGUCGUCCCAAUCGCCUGUCUUCACACUCCAUUAAAGGAGCGUGAAGACUUUAUCGAAAGUCCAAUCUGGUAUGAACCCAUCACCUGUAAAGCACCAUGCAGGGCCAUCCUCAAUCCUUAUUGCCAAAUCGACGUGCGGGGCAAGUUAUGGAUUUGCCCUUUCUGUCUCCAGCGCAAUUCAUUCCCUAGCAACUACAAAGACAUCUCCAAUACCAACCUUCCAGCAGAGCUUUUGCCUAAAUACACCACUAUUGAAUACAACCUCAGUCGCACAGCUCAAAUUCCUCCUAUCUUUUUGUACGUUGUCGAUACUUGCUUGGACGAAACUGAUCUUAAGGCUCUCAAAGAUACUUUGGUACUCAGCCUCAGCCUCCUACCCACUUAUGCAUGGGUUGGUCUAAUUACUUACGGAACUAUGACCCAAGUGCAUGAGCUUGGUUUUAGCGAUUGCCCAAAAUCAUAUGUUUUCCGUGGUACAAAGGAGUAUGCGGGUAAGCAAAUUCAGGAGAUGCUUGGAUUGGCGGGUGCUACUGUCCGACCCAACCAAGCCCCUGUCCGCCCUGGACAGCACUCCCAGCCUGGUAUGGCAGCAAACAGAUUCCUCCUUCCCGUCAAAGAUUGUGAAUUUGUAUUAACCUCUAUCCUCGAAAACCUUCAACGAGAUCCUUGGCCUGUUGCUGAUGACAAGCGCCCUGAACGUUGCACUGGUGUCGCCAUGAGUGUCGCAAUUGGCUUGCUUGAGACUGCAUUUCCUAAUACUGGCGCACGUAUUAUGUUGUUCAGUGGUGGACCUGCUACUGAAGGUCCUGGUAUGGUUGUCAGUACUGAGCUCAGAGAGUCUAUUAGAUCUCAUCAUGACAUUGAAAAGGAAACCGCAAAACAUUACAAGAGAGCCAUCAAGUUUUAUGAAGGCUUGUCAAAGCGUGCUUCUACCAAUGGUCAUGCCAUUGAUAUUUUUGCGGGAUGCUUGGACCAGAUCGGAUUAUUGGAGAUGAAGUCAAUGGUGAACGCAACAGGUGGCUGUAUGGUCCUGGCAGAUUCAUUCAAUACUGCCAUUUUUAAGCAGAGUUUCCAGCGACUGUUCCAAAAGGACAGUCAAGGGCACUUACAAAUGGGUUUCAAUGCAACAUUGGAUGUCCAGACUACUCGUGAACUCAAGAUCUGUGGCCUUAUUGGACAUGCCACCUCUGCUCACAAAAAAUCUACAUAUGUUGGUGAGACAGAAAUUGGUAUUGGAAAUACUUCUGCCUGGAAGAUGUGUUCAAUCACUCCAAAGACCACCAACGGUAUCUAUUUUGAGGUUGUAAACCAGCCAACCGUACCUUUCCAGCCUGGAUCACGUGGUCUGAUCCAGUUUGUCACUCACUACCAACAUUCAAGUGGGCAGUUCCGUCUCAGAGUUACUACUGUUGCUAGAAACUUCGCUGAGGGCCAGAGUCCUGAGAUUGCCAAUUCGUUUGACCAGGAAACUACAGCUGUUCUUAUGUCACGUAUCGCUGUGUUUAAGGGAGAGAUUGACGAUGGUUUGGAUGUACAGCGGUGGGUUGAUCGCAUGUUGAUCCGUCUUUGCCAGCGUUUUGCAGAUUAUAGAAAAGAUGAUCCUCACAGCUUCCGUCUUUCAGAGAACUUCUCUAUCUACCCUCAAUUUAUGUUCCACUUGAGAAGAAGUCAGUUCUUGCAGAUAUUCAAUAACUCUCCUGAUGAGACCGCUUUUUACCGCCAUGUUCUCAACCGGGAAAAUGUUGAUAACUCACUAAUCAUGAUUCAGCCUACCCUGACUUCGUAUGGUUUUGACAGCCAACCUCAGCCAGUAUUGUUGGAUUCAGUAUCAAUCCAGAAUAAUGUGAUUCUCUUGCUGGAUACUUUCUUCCACAUUUUGAUUUUCCACGGUGAGAUGAUCGCUCAGUGGCGUCAGGCGGGUUACCAAGAUCUUCCUGAAUACGAGAGUUUCAAGCAGCUCCUCGAGGCACCCGUUUUGGAUGCACAGGACUUGCUUACCGAUCGUUUCCCUGUUCCUCGUUAUAUUGUUUGCGAUCAGGGUGGCUCACAAGCUAGAUUCUUACUUUCUAAACUCAAUCCCUCAACAACACAUACAUCUGGUACUCCUUAUGGAGCACCCCAGGGUGCCGCAAUCUUUACAGAUGAUGUUAGUUUGCAGACUUUUAUGGAACAUUUGAAAAAGCUGUCUGUUUCUGGAGCCUCUUAAACAGUGUAACGACGACAAAACGCGAGCAUAUCAGCACAGAAUAUCCAUAUUUAUAAUAACAUACACAUUUCUGAGCCUGUAAUGCUUUCAUAGCAACAGAAACAGAAACAAAAUUAAAUUGCUUUUCUUAUAUGUCAUGUGAGGGUUAAAACAGAUUGAAUAUAGUAAAAAUGGUUAAAGCAAAAAACAGAAAAAAAAGAGGGUAGGUGUAUAGAAUAUGAUGUACAAUACAAAUGAGUGAGUGUAUGAUCCAUUUUGAAUGUGUGAUGAGAAAGGAAAGAAUACAAAGUCUCGGAUUAGAUUUCAAAGUCUUCACAGUGAAGAUGUGGAAUAUUUUUACAGUUAGUGAUGCUGGCAACUGUAUUUUUUAUGCUGCCAUUAAAGCCUGGAGGUCCACAAGCAAAAACACCCAAAGUUUCGCUACGCAUGGUCUUGAAAAAUGACUUCAAGUCUACACGCUUGUCUAAAACUAUUGAUGGUUGGACCUGUUUAGAGCUAGUAUUCGUAUUAUCAGUCUCAUUCUGCUUUAUAAAACCACUGGUUUCCAUGGUAUAUCUGGUCGCUUUCUCGUUAUUCUCCAUAGUUUCAGAAAAUGCAUCAAUAGUCAUGUUGGAGCAAUCAUCUUUCUGGCGAGUGACAUAAAAUACAACAUGAAGACAAGGAAAACGUUCAGGAUUUUGCCGGUGGAUGGACUCGAAUCC
Phycomyces blakesleeanus NRRL 1555(-) is the source of this 3038-nucleotide messenger RNA. RefSeq lists its product as hypothetical. Lineage: Eukaryota; Fungi; Mucoromycota; Mucoromycetes; Mucorales; Phycomycetaceae. The coding region runs from base 46 to 2337 and encodes 763 amino acids. Gene Ontology annotation, molecular function: zinc ion binding; GTPase activator activity. The transcript has 11 exons. Gene Ontology annotation, biological process: COPII-coated vesicle budding; endoplasmic reticulum to Golgi vesicle-mediated transport; COPII-coated vesicle cargo loading. Gene Ontology annotation, cellular component: endoplasmic reticulum exit site; COPII vesicle coat. The record is from RefSeq and is a predicted model, not a curated record.